AUGUCUUCUACAACUUACGACUAUGUCAUUGUCGGUGGAGGGACUGCAGGUCUCGUCCUCGCCGCGCGGCUGAGUGAGGAUCCCUCCAAGCUUGUCGCCGUGAUUGAAGCAGGAGCGAACCGCAAGGGUGAUCCGAGGAUCGAUAUUCCUGGAUUGGUCAUGUCCCUCUACGAGGACAAGGACUACGAUUGGUCCUUUCUCACGGAGCCUCAGGAGGCAUUGAAUGGGAGGCAGAUUGCGUGUCCUCGCGGCCGUGUCCUCGGUGGAUCGUCCGCCCUGAACUUGUCCGCUAUUCUCUACCCGAGCAAGGCCGACUUUGACGACUGGGCGGCACUGAACAACGACCAAGGCUGGAACGCCGAGGCCAUGGCGCCGUACUUCCGCAAGUUCCACACCUUCCGGCCCGCGUCCGAGGCCACCAAGAAGCGGAUGCUGGUCGACUACAUGGACGAAUCCCGCUAUGGCACCGACGGUCCUUUGAACGUGACGAUCCCCGAAGGAUACAGCCCGCUCGAUGAGGCGUGGGUCAAUGCUUUCAACGAGCUCGGCUUCCAUGCCAAGACAGACCAGGCCAACGGCAAGAUGAUCGGCUGCUUCACCAGCCCCGUCUCCAUCCACCCAGACACAAAGACCCGGGAGUACUCUGCUUCUUCGUACUACACAGAGGAAGUGCAGAGCCGCCCGAACCUCCACGUGCUGACGGAAGCGGUGGUGGAGAAGAUCGAGUGGGCGGAUGGCGCCGGCCCUGAUCUCAGCGCCAGUGGCGUGCAUGUGCUGCAGGGCGAAGAAAAGCGCAGAUUCGUCGGGGUCCGAUCAGGCGGCGAGGUCAUCCUCUCUGCAGGCACCAUCAAGAGCCCCCAAAUCCUCGAGCUGUCGGGCGUCGGCAACGAGCAGCUGUUGGAGAAGCACAAGAUCGAAGUGAAGAUUUCCCUCCCGGGCGUCGGCGAGAACCUCCAAGACCACGUCGUGGCGACGAGCAGCUACGAAAUCGCCGACAACCAGAUGUCGGGCGACAACCUCCAGCACACGCCCGGCCUCAUGGACGCCGUGAUGCAGAUGUACGCCGAGUCCCGCACCGGCCCCAUGACGGGCAUCAUGCUCGGAGCCGCACACCUCCCGCCCGUCGACAAAGACGGCGUCCUCAGCAAAGAGGCGCUGGCUUCCCUCGUCUCCGACGCCGCCAUCAACGCCUACCCCGACUUCCCGGGCAAGCAGGCUCAGUUCUCGCUCCUCCGCGCGCGCCUCGAAGCCGGCGAGCCGUCGUGCCAGUUCCUCUUCAUCCCCAAGCAGAUCAACCACGAGAGGCAGGAGAACACGAUGCAGUACCUCUUCGGCGGGGCCGAGGCGGAGAACUACGUGUCGGCAGUCGCGCUGCUCAACCACCCCUUCUCGCGCGGCACGGUGCACAUCACGUCGGCGGACCCGACGGCGGCGCCCGCCAUCGACCCGCGCUACCUCACGCACCCGCUCGACCUCGAGCUGCAGGCCCGCCACCUGCAGUACUUCGAGAAGCUCGUCUCGACCAGCGCGUUCAAGGCGGUGCUGAAGGAGGGCGGCAAGCGUCUGCCCCCGGCCGACUCGGCCGACUUGGACACGGCGAGGCAGAUUGCGAGGGACCGCGCCUUUACGUGCUUCCAUCCGGCGGGCACAUGCGCCAUGAUGCCGCGCGCGCAGGGUGGUGUGGUCGACAGCCGGCUGCGGGUGCACGGCACGCGCAAUGUCAGGGUGGUGGAUGCGAGCAUCUUCCCGCUCGAGCCGCUGGGGAACAUCCAGGCCAGCGUGUAUGCGGUGGCGGAGAAGGCGGCCGAUCUGAUCAAGCGGAAUGGGUAA
This is a messenger RNA of Diplodia corticola, 1830 nucleotides long. RefSeq names its product aryl-alcohol dehydrogenase. The coding region runs from base 1 to 1830 and encodes 609 amino acids. The transcript is spliced from 2 exons. NCBI's taxonomy places the organism in Eukaryota, Fungi, Ascomycota, Dothideomycetes, Botryosphaeriales, Botryosphaeriaceae. The record is from RefSeq and is a predicted model, not a curated record. Gene Ontology annotation, molecular function: flavin adenine dinucleotide binding; oxidoreductase activity, acting on CH-OH group of donors.